AUGUUGUUACUCUUUUUGUCACUCUCCAUUUUAUUUCGAUUUUCGUUAGCGGGGAGUUUCGACUCGAAAGAGUUCAAGGAUUUUCAAUGGCAGAUUGAAAUUGACCGCAAUCCGGCUGGGUUUCCGACGGGGAAAGCCUUGGAGAAGAUCAAUCUCAACGAUGAUCAAGAGAUCGGCUUGAAGAUUAUCGGAAAGUUGCCAAAAGAAACCGAUCAGGGCUAUCUCUUCAUCACGAGCAAGAGCGGGCAACGGUUCGCGUGCUCAUUACCAGAGAAGCCAGCGCCAAAGGCUCCAAUCUCUUACGAUUCUCUGAAUCCGAGGUAUGUGGCUGAAAUUGUAUCGGCUGCUUUUUACGUCAAAGGAUGUCUGGAAAAGGGUACCGGCUGGUGGUCGUACGAGUUUUGCCGCGGAAAGCAGAUCACUCAAUUCCACUCAACUCCGCAAAAGCCUGGAUAUGUGGAGUAUUCACUGGGAAUCGCUACGGGCACUUUCCGAAUGCCAGAAUUCACUCAUUCAACCCAAGAUCAAUUACUGUAUAUGGAAGAGGAGUAUAGUAUGGGGACACUGUGUGAUGUCGUUGGCAAGAUGGUCCCAAGGAAAACGAUUGUUCGCUAUCAAUGCGAUCAAUCACUGUCAACGAGUGAAGCCUACAUUUACAGUAUCCGGGAAGUCGCCUCUUGCGACUAUUUGAUCAUUGUGCGUGUCGGUUCUCUUUGUCGUUUACCCCAAUUUGUUCCCCAUGUCGACUCUCAGGAACCACUCGACAUCAAAUGUCAUCCAUUUGUGAAUAAAGAGAAAGCAUACUCAAUUGCAAAGAUUAUCAAUGAGAAGAAAUUGAGAAAGAAAGAAGGCCGUAAACUGGCCGACGAGGCCGAGUUGCGACUCCGAAGCGUUUAUCGACGUGAGCACAUUCAUAAGAGAACGAAAGUUAACUCUAAUGAGCGCCGAAAUUUCGCUAUCAACAAGCGAAUCAAGAAAGACAUUUCGCAUUUCACUGAACAAUACCUUAUCGCAAUGCAUUUGGCAAAAGAUGGCGAAUGGCCGUCAGAGGAGAAACUCGAAGCGUUGCGGUUGAUUGGAAAAUUGACACAACGACUGGUGAACGCUGACACUUAUGAUAAUUGGAAAGACAUGGAUAGAGGGAAUUUCUAUUUUUGGAUCACUGAUAAGCAUUGGCCGAAAGACGAGUACCCGAGAACCAUCAAUCAUGUCGAUCUCUUGAACGCAUAUCACUCGAGAGUCGAAAAAAUGAUCAACCAUGCGAUGACAGAGUCGGAAGCGGAAAUGAUUAAAGAAAAAGCAAAACGAGAUCCCAAUCAGAGAAUCAACAAUGUUGUGGUGACAAGAAAUCAGAUCAUUGAUUUGUUAAUUGGAUAUCUUCCGGGAUGGUUCCCGAAAAAGGUACCAAUUCAAUUUGAAUGGAAAGCCAAGAAAAUGAGCUUCAAUAAACAGAUCGUUGACGCCUACUAUCAAGACUAUCUCAAGAAUAUUGGCGACGAGUUGCACAGUGAUAGCUACAACAAGCAACCUAUUGAAAGCAUUGUCGACGAGAUCGUGGUCUAUGUGUCGAUUCUUGAAUUGGAAGAGGGAAUUGAUGAGGACUUGAUUAUGAACACGUACUGGGAAAGUCAAUUAGAGCUCUUGAAAAUGUUGAUGAUCGCUAGACAAUUUGGAGAACUGCAAUAUGAGAGUCACCGCCCUGGUCUACUGGACAUGAGAGGCCAACCAUUCAGCAGUGCUGAGAAAGAGUUGAUCAGGAAGAAAAAGAUUGUUGAAUGGGAAUCAUACUACGAUUAUGUGAAAGAUGAUCCAAAAUGGAACUUGAGAGAAGAAUUCAAUGAGCACUUGAAAUCGAGAGUUCAAGUCGUGAUUGAUUUGGCGUUCAACUAUCUUUGGGUGGAAAAGAAAGAGGAACUUUUGGAAAAGUGGAGGAAAAAGUUCGAACUCUUCGAUGAUUUGACAACACUGAUGAAUUCGCUGAAGAACAGUGCGGGCACGGUGGCCGUUCCAUUAGCUGGUGGAAAUGAGGAUGAGAUCAUUCAACUCCUUUCGAAGGCUGGGCUUGGUGAAGUCGAUAUGAAAGUGCAAAUCGUGAGCGUUGACGGGUCGAAGCUUGACACCGAAUCGGAUGAGAUUAAAGAAGCGAUCAAUCAGCUAUUAGAAGAAACGAUGGACAAUCUGAAUAAUCGAAAGAAAGCCCAACUACGAGAGGAGAACUAUUGGCGGGUGAUCAAUGAUCGAGAAAAU
Mesorhabditis belari is the source of this 2247-nucleotide messenger RNA. The record is from the annotation of a GenBank genome assembly. NCBI's taxonomy places the organism in Eukaryota, Metazoa, Nematoda, Chromadorea, Rhabditida, Rhabditidae.